AUGGCGGCGCGGGGGGUGGCCUGGCGGGGCGGUCACGUGGUGGGGAGUAGCGCGCGAGCCUCCUUAAGUGAUCUCUAUGGUUCGUCCGGACUCACUGGAGCAGCGGAGCGCGAGACGCGGCGUGUGUCCACGCGCGCCGAGCUGCCGCCGCCGCCGCCGUCACCCAUCCCGCCGCCCGGGAGCGCGGCGCCGGUGGGGGCCCUGCCGCCGCCCAGCCCCCACCGCCGGCCGGGCAGGGAGGGGCGCGGGCGGCACAGCCCUAGGACGUCGCGGGAGCGCGGCGGGGACGGCCGGGCCGGCGGCGGGCGAAGUGCGGGAGCGCUGCCCGCCGCCUCUCGGGGCCGUCCGGGUCCCCUAGUCGUCUGCUGCGCUUUUGCCGCCCGUUUCCUGGUCUCGAGUGGCCCGGGGGGCCGCGUCCCCUCGGGGCGGCGGACGGAGCGGCUGCCUCCGCCAGGAGCCCUCCACACCUUUUCUCUUUCCAGAGCGGCGGGUUACGUAGAGAACGCCGGCCCUGCCUGCCCCGGGCGCCGGCGCCGUGGUGAUUCCCGGGGCGCGCCCGGUGCGGCCGAGCGGCGCGGCGCUGGGCGGGGUCACCGGGCGCGGCGGGGAAGGGCAGGGGCGCCGGGCCGACGUCGGCGGCCAAGGAAGGACGGAGGAGUGCCGGAGCCGCUUCGCUCGCCUCAGCGUGGUCCGGUGCCUCCCGACACCAUGGCCCUGGCUGAGGUAGUAGUUUGUGCUGUUGGUCGGGUUGUGACAUUGCCCGCUGUGGAGAUAACUGCGCAAGCUACUGCCUUGCUAGUGCUGGUGAUGCUCAGCGCCGCGGAGGACAAUGACUGGGAAUCCCCUUUGUUUUCCGGGGCGCAGGGGCAACCCUCGGAGCCCCGGCCCUGCUGCUGCCACGGAAACCGUUACUUUUGCAUUUUCCUGGAGAGAGGGAAGGGAUUGCGGGAGCCGGGUGGACCGGGGCGUUUUUAAACGGGGGAAGAGCUAAAUCUUUGGAUUCGCUGUUUGCUUAUGAAGGAAGGAAUGAAAUUGUGUGCGAUAUUGACACAUAACUUUUUCACCCUAAAUAAUUUUAACGCUUUUUUCAGUAGUUGAUGCAAAAUUGAGUUUGUACCUCUUUCAUCUCGUUUCUUAGCUGUAGGUCAGAGUGGAGUGAGGUAUCUUGUGCAGAACUGGCAUUGGGGGCAGAAUAGUAGACCCAUUAAUUAUAAAGUUUAUGCCUUAACAUUUUAAAUCUUUUUUUGAUACACUUCAUCGAUAAGUUUAAGAGUUGUAAAGAUGUAAAUCCAAAGCAAUUAAAAGUUUGUUUAAACUUUGUUGCAGCUCCUUGAAUGAGAAGAUUGAAUUUAUAGUUCAGUGCACUUCUGAGAUUUUAUAAUGUAUGAGGCAAAUAAACUCUUUCUACAGUGUGCUGUGUUUUCUUUCUUUUUAGUUUAACUUUGGGGGCUCAUUCUGCUGGUGUGGUCGGGUUUUUUGGCCUUUGAUUGUCAUGUUAUAUGGUAAUUACAUCGUAUUUUAGUGUGGAAGGAAAGGAUUUAGGUACAGGCUAAAAGUAUGGUUUCUGGAUGUUUUGAAUUUAAAACCUAUAAUGCCUGUUUUGAUUCGUGAAGUACCACUACAAAUAGGAAAAUACCAUUCUUACAAAGAAAAAGUGUAGUUUGGGUAAUUGAUAUUUUAAAUACUCUGAAGUCUGGGUGGAAGAGAUGAUUGUAUUUUUGAAAUUUUAAUGUCAGUGAGAAACUGAUGGUAAAUUUUAACACUGAGAAAACUGAUCUGGUUUUGAUUUGUGCAGGAUAAUUAGCUUUGAAUGUGAUACAAUCACAAGCAUCCUAUGGCUUAAUUUUUGAUGCACAGUUUAAAAAAAGGCGUCUGCUAAGAAAAAAGUGCAUAUAAGGAGAAAAAAUUUGAAAGCCAACUGUAUCCUUUUUGUCUCCUUCAGCAGGAGUUUGAUGCUUUCAUAAUUCAGAAGUGAUCUAAUAAGAGUGCUUUGAUUUGGUUUGGUUUAGCUUUGAGAGAUAGCUCGCUCAGGCUGAUCUCAUCUGGAUAGAGCUGCCUCAUUGUGGGAAGGACAGUGCAGAACCUUAUGUUGAAUCUUAAGAUGCAGAAAAUAGUUGAAUGUUGGCUCUUUGAGUUUGCUUUCUUGAUAUCAAAGAGUAAAGUAAAUGCAGGACUUCAUUAAGUGUCAGUUCUUUUAAAUGGUGAAGAUCUGGGUGCUCUGUCAAGUCUUGAUUUAUGGAGAAACUAAUAAAAUUCUAAUUAGUGUAUGAUUUUCAUUUUCCAAAGGACUUCAUUUAGCCAGCCAAGCUAAUCCUCGCCCAACAGAGGUCAUCUUUCCCACUACACUAUGUAACAGUUUAUAGAGGAUCAACAGUUGUUAAUUUGUACCCCAAGUAUUACAGAUUCUGCCAGUAAUUUACUGCACUUUUAAGGAUAGGAAGCUGUGCUAUGUAGAUAAAUUAUUCAGUUUAUCCCCUGCUUUUAAAGUAAAUUUCACCCAAGACUAUAUUGCCCACAUAGUAGGAACAUUUUGAAUGUAGAGGUACUUUAUAUAUUAUUAUUAUUUGCUAAAUUAUAAGAGAAAAUACUGCCCCAGCCAAUGUAUUUUUAGUACCAUAGUUAUAUUUCUGCUCUAAUCUCCAAUUUAAAAAAUUAGCCUUUCACUUUUGCAUUUGUUGUUUACAUUUCUCUACACACAGGUGAAAAUUACCUACUGAACAUUUUUACUGUUGACAAUUUCCUACAAGAUGAGUUUGCCUUAUCAGUACAACUUUCCAAUCUUUGACAUUUACUUGGCACAGUUAACUUUUUUGUUGACCUGUUGUCAAGCAUUUAAGUAAUUUGUAGUAGCAAAAAGCCACUAAUGAGAAAGAAUAAGGCAGUAUUUUGGGUGUUCUUUUCAGUAAGUAGCAGACCAAAGGAAAGCUGGGUUAUGGUAAUAACAUUUUAAUAAGUGUUACCCUCAGUUACUGGAAAUACGGAUGCUAUUGUGUAUGGGACACCUAGGGAAGAUGUGUGGGUAACAGUUUUACUUCAUGCCCCAUAGUCAGAAUUUCUAAUUGUUAAUCUUAUAUAUAAAAACUUUGUUUAUAAGCUAUUUAAACAUAAAAUUGCCUUUUGGCAGGUGGGCCAGGGUAGACUGUCUUGUAGGGUGGCCCCAAAAGAAUUCUUGCCAGAGGAACCUGACAGCAGAGAUGAUUAGCUCUUCAGUGUAUGCGAAUAAGGUGCCAAGAAGGCUGUGAAAUUUCUUCACAAUUACCCAUUCUUUUCCCUUACUGUAUGUUACACACCACCCCCUCCAUAGUUUAAAAAA
This is a messenger RNA of Vicugna pacos (alpaca), 3313 nucleotides long. The record is from RefSeq and is a predicted model, not a curated record. NCBI's taxonomy places the organism in Eukaryota, Metazoa, Chordata, Mammalia, Artiodactyla, Camelidae.